Messenger RNA from Carassius gibelio (silver crucian carp), 1152 nucleotides. It is a transcript of the gene crhb, whose product is annotated as corticotropin releasing hormone b. Gene Ontology annotation, molecular function: hormone activity. The coding region runs from base 263 to 751 and encodes 162 amino acids. Lineage: Eukaryota; Metazoa; Chordata; Actinopteri; Cypriniformes; Cyprinidae. The transcript has 2 exons. The record is from RefSeq and is a predicted model, not a curated record. Gene Ontology annotation, cellular component: extracellular region.
UCUGCGCAGACGCGAGCUACUAAAUGCGUGACACUUGUCGCUGACCGUGGCUAUAUAAAUGCAAACUCCAGCCUUCCUUUGAAGAAGUCCUAAAAGUAAUAACUUGGUAGGCAACAACUGGAAGACAGACGCACCUCGCAAAGUUCAAAAACCAUCCAAGGAUAUAUCAAUUACGCACAGGUACGCAACAUCUUAUCUGGAAUGAGACCGGUCAUAUUGUGGUAGACUAAGAAACGUCAGAUUCUCCUCGCCACUUUUUGACAUGAAGCUCAAUUUUCUCGUCACCACCGUGGCUCUGCUCGUUGCCUUUCCACCACCGUAUGAAUGUAGAGCCAUCGAAAGCAGCCCCAACCAGCCAGCAGCGGACCCCGAUGGAGAGCGACAGGCGCCGCCGGUUUUGGCACGCAUAGGGGAGGAGUACUUCAUCCGGCUCGGUAACAGAGACCAGAAUCCUCUCCGAUCCCCAGCCGACAGCUUCCCCGAGACAUCCCAGUAUUCCAAAAGAGCACUGCAGCUCCAGUUAACGCAGCGUCUGUUGGAGGGGAAAGUUGGAAACAUCGGCCGCUUGGAUGGCAAUUACGCGCUCCGGGCGCUCGAUUCAGUGGAGAGGGAGCGCAGGUCGGAGGAGCCGCCGAUUUCCCUGGAUCUGACCUUUCAUCUGCUACGAGAAGUACUGGAGAUGGCCAGAGCCGAACAAAUGGCCCAGCAAGCGCACAGCAACCGCAAAAUGAUGGAAAUAUUCGGGAAGUAACCACGAGCAAACCCAUCAGCCAAAGAUAUUUUUACAUUUUACCACAAACGUGAAUAUUCUGUACCAUAGUGCUGCUUUUCCAUCAUGAUCUAUUUAUACCGGUGACUUAUUUAUUUGUAGAUAUUUCAAUGAAGGCGAAUAGAGUACAGUAGGUGUGUAUGAAGCGCAAAACUGUUAGCACUCUCCAUCAAUGUUAUUGUAUAAGUGAUCAUUCCGAACUGUAGAUGAAGAAAACAAAGACAAUAUUUUCCAGUACUGUAUUAUUUUAUGACAGACCUGAGUUUCAUUGUAACAUACAGUACACUGUCUACGUUUGUUAAUAAACUAAUGAGCAACCAUUGAUUUUUGUUGUGCAAGAGAAUGUCUUAUAUUUAUAUUUUUCAAUAAAACUUUGAAAGUCA